Molecule: messenger RNA, 2920 nt
Organism: Cimex lectularius (bed bug)
Lineage: Eukaryota; Metazoa; Arthropoda; Insecta; Hemiptera; Cimicidae
Gene: Aasdh
Product: acyl-CoA synthetase family member 4
Exons: 13
Coding region: 27-2903 (958 amino acids)
Biological process (GO): amino acid activation for nonribosomal peptide biosynthetic process
Molecular function (GO): protein binding
Source: RefSeq, a predicted model, not a curated record
AACAAAACAAAACGUGACUUCCACAAAUGUCGAAGCUCAUGACUCUUCAUGAAUUGUUCAUGGUCUCAUCAUCGAAAUAUCCGGAGAACAAUUGUAUUUUGUUCGAUGACGGAGAGGGAAAACAGAUUUUGACUUAUUCGGGUGUGAAAAAAGAGGCGGACCGCCUCCAGUUGGAAAUCAGACAAAGGAUUGGAAAUGAGAAAUGCUUCCUUAUUCUCUGUUUGGAAUGUACAAAGUCAACUCCAAUUAUUAUCCUCAGCUCAUUAAUUCUCAGCUGCCCUUUUUACUUUUCGUAUCCAAAAGAUUUACGUUUUGAAGAGCUAAAUGAUAUUGUCCAUAAGCUUAAAGCAGGCUGGGUUUUGACAAAUGUUAAUUACAUGGAACAGGAAACUGCCGAUUGGAUAGAGCAUAAAUCUUUCAAUGUUUUAGGAGAGACUAUUUACCUUUGGAAGACAGGAUGCUACAAAUGUUUACACCACCCUUUUGCAUAUGCGAUUCGGACAUCUGGAUCAUUGGGCUGCCCCAAAUUGGUCAAAGUGCCUCAUGAUGCCAUCGUUCCAAAUGUAACACAUCUGAGGGAACUGUUGAACAUUUCAGAAAAUGAUGUUGUGCUUCUCAACUCUCCGCUGACUUUCGAUCCAAGUAUUGUGGAAAUUUUUUUGGCAUUUUCAUCUGGUGCAGCCUUAUGCUUAGUUCCUUAUCAUGUUAAAAAUAAUAAAACAAAGUUUUACAAAACUAUUGAAGAAUGUAAUGUCACAGUGAUUCAAACGACUCCAUCACUGUUUAGAAAAUAUUUAAAGGAAUAUAAUGGAUUUUUCUCUGAAGAUUCGUCAUUAAAAUCACUCAUCUUGGGAGGAGAAGAGUUUCCUACCUGGAAGGAUGUCAAAACAUGGGGCCUUAAGAAGGACAACAAAAUAAAUGUUUUUAAUAUUUAUGGGAUCACAGAAGUAUCCUGUUGGGCUUCCUGCAAGCGGGUCUGGCCUAGUUCGGAAGAACCACCUGAAAGAAUUGACAUAGGCGACCCUCUCAGUGAAACACGCCUGACAAUCGAGAGAAUUGAAGUAGGGGAGAAAAAUGUUGGAGAAUUAAUGAUUGACAGUUCUCGCAGGAUAUGCACAAUUGAUGGGGAAAAUUAUGAAGACCUUCUUGCGCGAAAACCUGUCUUUAGGAGGAGUGGAGACUUAUUUGAAGAAAUAAAUGGAAAAUUGUACUUCGUAAGCAGGAAAGAUGAUUCAAGUUUUAAAAGAUAUGGUAUUAAAGUAAACACUACCUUGAUUGAGGUUGUGUGCAAAGAUUAUCCAAAUGAUGGAUGCCAUGCAGUAUGGACAGUCAUCAAUUCUGAUUUGAUUCUUGGACUUUUCAUAAAAAUUGAUACAGAACUUAGCCAUUUCAAAUCAUGGCUAACGGCACGAAGAGCCAAAUUUCCUAAAGGGCAUUGGCCAGAUUUAAUUUUAAAACUGGAUGAAAUUCCUUUGUCAAAACAUGGAAAGGUGGACACGAGUUUUUUAAAAGAAAGAGUUAAGGAAAGAUAUAAAAACUUGAAAAUUGCAAAAUUUGAGGGAAAAUUUAGGAAACUUUGGAAACACUUUACUGGUUCUUCAUCUGUAGAAAAUGGAUCAAUAUUUAUAACUUCAGGGGGUGAUUCUAUCAAAGCGAUUCAACUUUCAUCUCUUCUCGGAGAUCAAACUCCCCCAACUCUUUUGGGACUUCUACUCAGUGGUUCAACGUUUUCAGAGUGUUUAACAUAUUUGAACAGAAAUGAAAGUAUCAAUCAAGGUAUAAAACGGAAAAGGCAUGAUAUACAUGAACUUACAAGUAAUGAGAUAAAAUUAGACAACGGUGCAGUGAUCAUUCUCAAAGGGCGUGUUUUCCCACAAUUGGCAACUAAAGAAUUCUAUUCUGUGUACCAAGGAGUACCAAAUUUGUAUAUUUCUUGGAAGCAUAAUUUAAAGAAAUGCGUCGACUCUUCCCCUUUAGGGGUUAUCUUGACAAGAAGUAGAGAAGAACUGAUAAUUGUCGCAAGUCACAGUGGGGCAGUUGUUGUCACAGAUGUGGCUACAGGAGCAAUAAUAUCUCAAGUCACCCUACCAGACAGAGUUGAAUCUUCAGCCUGUCUUUCAUCUGAUACAAAUUCUUUCUAUAUUGGGUGUUAUGAUGGCUGUGUUUAUUGUAUUGAUUUGAGGUUAGGAACUGUGAUAUGGAAAUUUCAUACUAGUGAUAUUGUUAAAUCAACUUGCGUCCUCCACCAAGGGAAAUUAUAUUUUGGUUCUUACAACAAACAGAUCUAUUGCAUAAAUGAGGAUGGAAGUUUAUCUUGGGAAACGCACAUUGGAUCGAGUGUGCUGUCUGAGAUAUUGAUUGAUGAGAUUGGGAUAUUUGUCUGUGGAACUGUCGGUGGGGUUUGGUCGUUAGAUUUUGCCGGGAAUAUUAAAUGGUCAGUUGAAACUAAACCAAUUUUCACAAAUCCAAUAAUAUCAAAUGGUGAACUGGUUGUUGCUCCAGUUCUUGGAGGUGUUCAUUUUUUUAAUUUGACCACUGGGGAAAAGAUUCGAGUCAUUGAUAUUAAAGGACAUGUAUUUUCUUCGCCAGUCCUAUCAAAACAUCUGGCAUUAUUGAUAAUAGCUGAUUCUACACUGUUUGUUAUUAAAAAAGAAGAAGUAGAUUCUAUAGAGCUGGAUUCAAGAACAGUAUCAUCUCCGUGUUUUCUCGACGAUGGACAAAACAUGGUCAUUGUGCCUUCAACAAAUGGAAAAAUCAAUCUAGUCUCGUUGAAAGACAAAUGUUCAAAAGUUAUUUAUGAUUUGAAUAACGAUGUUUUUUCCACUCCUGUGAUAUUUCCUAGUAGACAUAUUAUUUUGGGUUCUCGAGAUAAUCAUGUAUAUAGUUUUAAACUUGCCAAAUAAACUUAACUGUGAUAUAA